AUGCCGCAAAAAGCUUUGAAAGUGACAAAGAAGGCUAAGGACCCACGCAGGGUUACUAAGAAACAAAAGAACUUAAAGAAAGCAGCUCCACUACAGAUCAAAUCAAAGAAACAAUCUCUUCAGCAUUUGAAAAAAUUGAACAAGACAUACUCUAUUACAGAAUCCACUGAAAGACUAAUAUCAAGUCGUGUUGGUCAUCUCGAGCUAUUGAAGGGUACCCGUAAGGAGUUGGCAAAGCAAGAAAAGAAGCUAGAGGGCAAGAAGAAAUAA
This is a messenger RNA of Kluyveromyces lactis, 270 nucleotides long. RefSeq lists its product as uncharacterized. The coding region runs from base 1 to 270 and encodes 89 amino acids. The record is from RefSeq and is a predicted model, not a curated record. Lineage: Eukaryota; Fungi; Ascomycota; Saccharomycetes; Saccharomycetales; Saccharomycetaceae. The transcript has a single exon.